CUUUGGUAAUAACAAUUUUCUUUGUUGUGUUCCUAUUCUCAAUUCUCAAUCUUUAAGUACCAUAAACUUUUUGUUACAGCAAAAAGUUACCCUAUAGAGUUUCUAAAAACUUAAUGUUUAUUAAAAUCUAAAACCAUGUCCGCUGUCGAACGUUUCGAUGUAGAAAGAGUAGCAAAAAUAUUCCAGGAUUGUUUGCAUGAGAGCGAUGAUGUGCUGCUGGAUUCAUACUUAGAGGCUUAUGAAGAAAUCAAUAAAUUUUUUCAUUUAAUGGGAUCCGUAUUCGGAUUUGUUAGUAGUGAUGUCCGUAGUAAAAUCGAUAUACUUUGUGAAUACAGACAAAAGGAAUCAACUGGUGAACGUUUCCUUACAAUUAAAACAAUGAUAACCUAUGAGAAAGAAGAGCAACUUCUUAAAGAUAACAAUUAUGUGUCUGGCUCGAGGACACUGCUGCGACUGCAUAGGGGAUUGGAAUUCAUAUACGAGUUUCUAAAACGAUUGUCUGAAUUAAAUGAAUGUGAUAAAACGCACGCUUGCUGCAAGAGUGCGUAUAAUGACACGUUAGCGAAACAUCAUCCUUGGGUGGUCCGCAAAGGAGCUGUUGUCGCCAUGUAUGCGUUGCCAACACAGGGAGAAUUGCUAAAACGAGUUUGUAUAAAUGUGUCACGUGCGAUAGAGGUGCUCCCUGAAAUGCUACAACAUACCAAAUCAGUUUACGAUCGUGUUGAACUGCUUUAUACCGCUCAUGAUUUGCACGAUUUACCCUAAAGUAUUCAUAAUUAUAUAAGCAAAAGUAAUAGAUAUUUUAAAUUUUUUGUUGAGUUAAUAGGGCAUUCCAAAAGAAGUCAGUGUGAACAGUAUCAAUUUGAGUGAUGAAUUUGAUACUCUAAAAAUUUCAUUCAAUUAGUGCUUAGGCUUAAUGUAUAAUUAGCAAAUUUAUAAAAAUCAUGAUAAUGACAUUUAACGCGCAUUCAUAUUUCUACAACUUUUCAAAUUAAAUGCAAUUGAUAAUAAAUUGAAUUUACUUGUCUAUUUUCUAUUAAUAA
This is a messenger RNA of Zeugodacus cucurbitae (melon fly), 1043 nucleotides long. RefSeq names its product ceramide-1-phosphate transfer protein. Gene Ontology annotation, biological process: intermembrane lipid transfer; ceramide transport. The transcript is spliced from 3 exons. Gene Ontology annotation, molecular function: ceramide 1-phosphate binding; ceramide 1-phosphate transfer activity. Gene Ontology annotation, cellular component: cytosol; membrane; cytoplasm. The record is from RefSeq and is a predicted model, not a curated record. Bases 136 to 765 code for a protein of 209 amino acids. NCBI's taxonomy places the organism in Eukaryota, Metazoa, Arthropoda, Insecta, Diptera, Tephritidae.